Molecule: messenger RNA, 1056 nt
Organism: Naegleria fowleri
Lineage: Eukaryota; Heterolobosea; Eutetramitea; Acrasida; Naegleriidae
Exons: 1
Coding region: 1-1056 (351 amino acids)
Biological process (GO): carbohydrate metabolic process
Cellular component (GO): membrane
Molecular function (GO): hydrolase activity, acting on carbon-nitrogen (but not peptide) bonds
Source: RefSeq, a predicted model, not a curated record
AUGUUCUCAUGGUGGUGGCUUGCUGGAUUGAUGCUGAUUGCCACUGUGUGGCUUUUUGGUGUUCGACUUCUCUCAUUGCUCGAUUCGUCCAACACGAUUAUUUUCAAUGGAAAGAAGAGGAAGUGCAGCCAAAUGCAGCAGUACAGGUUUGAUGAUGAUCGCUCCGCAUCAACAACAAGUUCUGCUCUGACUUCUCCCAAUACUGCAGCAAAACCAUCAGAUGAUUCAAACCGCCUUCGGAUUGCCAUCACUAUUGAUGAUAUACCUUGGAAGUAUUCACUACCCAAGUUCGCACCCGGCCAUGGUAGAAAACAGCCCUCAGUUUCAUCAUCUAGUCCAAGCACACAAGUUCAUAAUUGUGAUGACCACAAUGAAAAGGUAAACACCAAACACGAGUUGUUCUCUUCCAGUAUUUCUGAAAUUUGCCAAGUCUUGAAACAACACAAUGCGUGUGCUACCUUGAUGAUGAUUGGCAACUAUUGUAUUCGGAAUUUACAGAAAAACGCUCAACUCGUUGAGAAAUUUGUAGAGUGGCUUGAUGAUGGCAUUAUAGAGUUGGCCAAUCAUGGCAUGACCAACUCAAAGCAUGCUUCUCUGCCUAAAAACAAGCUUGUGAUGGAAAUUGAAAAUUGUGAAAAGACUGUCAACGAUAUUUUACUCGCUCCUCUCAACGAGAGAAGAAAGUUGAAGGGGAAAGCUCCUCUCGAGAGUGUCAUGACCAAAUAUUAUCGACCCGGGCAUGGUUUUUUCACUCAAGAAAUGAUCCAAACAUGCCAAGAAUUGGAGUAUGAUAUCGUGCUGGGAAAUAUUUAUUCCUUUGAUCCACAAGUACCCAUUUGGUGGCUCAAUUUGGUCAAUAUUGUAAUCGUGAGUUAUGUGUACGACUUGGUGAAAUUAUUGUCUUUUGGGUUUCUAUGCUCCCACGAUCAUCAUCAAAUCGUAAUUCUACAUGACAGACCUUGGACUGCACAACUACUCAAUUACUUGCUGCCAUUUCUCAAAUGGAGAAGCUAUGAGGUGUUGACAUUGUCAAGCCUGCUCUCAACCACUCAGUGA